Messenger RNA from Dibothriocephalus latus, 315 nucleotides. The record is from the annotation of a GenBank genome assembly. NCBI's taxonomy places the organism in Eukaryota, Metazoa, Platyhelminthes, Cestoda, Diphyllobothriidea, Diphyllobothriidae.
AUGGAGCACAAACGGGUAGUGCGGAAAGGCGACCCAAACUCCCAGAUCGCUACCCACACUCUGGAAGAAGGCCACAAAUUUGACUUCUCGAAGACACGGAUAAUGACACGCGCCGCUAAUAAGACGGGGCGAGAACUGCCGGAGGCCUGGGUGUCAGACUCCGACUCCAUCAACAGGCCUGUGAACAUACCACCAUAUUAUUUUGCCUUCCGUGCGCACAACCAAGUUCUUGCCCAGACACGCAGGGUGUCACGUCAAGGACACAAGACAAGGUACCAAGGACGCGCACAGGCGCGACACGAGGAAACAGCGUGA